Molecule: messenger RNA, 3796 nt
Organism: Pieris napi
Lineage: Eukaryota; Metazoa; Arthropoda; Insecta; Lepidoptera; Pieridae
Gene: Sec3
Product: exocyst complex component 1
Exons: 7
Coding region: 184-2358 (724 amino acids)
Biological process (GO): exocytosis; Golgi to plasma membrane transport
Cellular component (GO): plasma membrane; exocyst
Molecular function (GO): phosphatidylinositol-4,5-bisphosphate binding
Source: RefSeq, a predicted model, not a curated record
UUUAUUGCAAUAAUGUCAAUUGUCAUCUAUUAUAUUAUAAACUUACGAAUAUGUUUAUAAAAAAGAACAUUAUAUAUUUUGGUAUCGGUAUAGGAUUUUCACCAUCUUAUUUCCAGGAUCCCAACACAAUUUACAACUGCAUAUAAACAAUAAAUAGCUUGUGGUGUGGUGCAACAUAUAAGGAUGAAGUUGGAGGAAUGUGCCACUGUGGUGUGUAAUACGGUGGUAACUGGCAGUGGUGGGCGCGCUCAGAGACUAGCGGUGGAGAGCAGCGGCACACUGGCGCUGUACGAGGGUUCUGUUCGGUUGCGGUCUUGGCCACUACAUAUUGCGAGACUCCGCUCAGAUCUACCAAAUUGUGAAAUAAGUAUUGAAAUGGGCGGAGAGACUGUUAAAUGGGCGUGUCCCGAUGAAACAUCACGCGCUCACCUAAACCGCGCAGCGGUCGCCGCCACUUCGUCUACUUCCAACAAUUCUCUUUCGGAAACUGAGCUAGCUUCUUUGCUAGAAGAUGCCGAAAUCGAAGAAGGCGACGCCGAAAGACGUGUCAAGAGGCUGGCCGAGAAAUUAGCUCGACUGGAUGCUCUGAACGUCGGAGGCAUGUUGGCUGCUGCCACGGAAGGAGGCGGCGCUAGACUUGCCGCCAGGCUUGAGGAGGGCAGCGCGCUGGGCGCGUCGCUUUCGGCGCGAGCGGGCAGGCUGGAGGCGCUGGCGCGGGCCGGCGGAGGAGCGCUGCCGGCGCGAUGGGCGGGCGGCAGGGCCGACGACGGCGCCCGGGCCCUCCGCGCCGAGCUCGCCCACAUCGCGGCCUGGCUGGACGCGCCCGCCCUCGCCGACCUCGACCGACUCCCCGAGAUACCGCUGGCGACCGCGGAGGGAAGGGCGCGGGCGUCGGCGGCGGCGGACGCGCUGAUCGACGCGCUCGAGGCCGAGCGGACCGCGCCCGCCGCCCGCCUCCGACUGGCCGCCGUGAGGGAACGGCUGCGCCGCCUGCGUCGCGCUCGGGAGCAGCUGGCCGCCGCCGUGGCCCGCCACCUCAACAACGCGCUCAUCCACCUCGCCAACGAGGCGCAGACGGCGUCGGGAGGUCCGCCGCGCCGCCACCACGCCGAGCUGGCGCCGUACGCUCCGCUCGCGCGCCGCCUGCGCGAGAUGGACGAACGCGCGCACGAGGCGCUGCUGCGCGUCUACGUGUCGACCUGGAGCAAGCUGUACGAGCGCGAGACGGCGGCCGCCUGCGCCGUCGCCCGCGAGCGCCUCGACCGGCCCGACCGCGUCGACGCGCCGCUCGCCGACGUGCUCACCGCGGUGGAGACGUCGUGCGACGCCGAACAGGAUUUCUGCACGCGCUUCUUCGCUCUCGACGUCGAUCGGAAGGACGGCGGCGAGGGCGAAAAGAGCGAGGCCGCGGUGAGGCGCACCAUGGGCGAGCUGUUCCCGGCGCUCGAGCAACAGCUGCUGGGGCUGCUGGCGCACGUGGAGCGGGACCCGUUCGGGGCCAUGCGAGCGCUGGCGUGGCUGGGCCGGCGCGUACUCGGCGACGGCGGAGAGGCGGCCGACGGGCGCUGGUCGCGGCAGGUGCUGGCGGCGGUGGCCGUGGCCGCCAAGCGCGCCGCCGACCGCGCCCUCGCCGAGCGCCUGGCCGCGAUGCCCGACGCCGUCAAACAGGCGGCCAAGAAGCCCAAGUGCGGCAUCUUCGGCUUCAUCUCGGAGCUGGAGGAGGUGAGCGGCGAGUGCGAGCGGAUCUUCGCGGGCGGCAGACGCGCCGAGCUGGACCGCUGGUACUGCGCGCUCGUGAGCGGCGCGAUGGCCGCCGUGGAGGCCGCCGAGCAUCCGCGCACGCCGCGCGACGUCGUGCAGCUCGAGAACUUUCAUAGGUUGCACGCGGCCCUGAGCGCGCUGCGCGUGCCCGCGCUCGAGCCGCUGCGGCGCGAGGCCAAGCGGCGCUACGCCGACGCGCUGCGCCGCUACGUGACGCUGUCGUUCGGGCGGCCGCUCGACAAGGUCGCCGCCUUCUUCGAGGGCGUCGCCGAGGCGGUCGCGGCGGGCGCCCGCGAGGACGAGGUCUGCUUCCGCGCCGCCUUCGGCAAGCACGAGCUGCGGCGUCUGCUGGCGCUGUACCCGCCGCACGAGGUGCGUCGUUCGCUGCACCGCCUGUACCGCAGCGUGGAGAAGCACCUGAGCGAGGAGGCGGGGCUGCUGCAGGUGGUGUGGCGCGCCAUGCAGGAGGAGUUCCUGGCGCAGCACGUGGCGCUGCAGACGCGCAUCGCGGCCUGCUACCCCGGCGCCGGCUUGGCGCUGCCCCUCGACACGGCCGACAUCCUGAGCGCCUUCUCGGACAUCGCGCGCGACCACUGACUCCGGUCGAGGGAGCCCAUUGCGAUGACGAGUUUUAUCUAUAUACAUACACGCAGAAAAUAUUGAAUUAAAGAACACACCAUGCACGUACAUCAAUAAUAAGUAUGUACGACAUACACAAAAUCACAAUUAAUUUAAAACACAUUUAUAAGGUGUUGAGGUUAUUCAAAACUAACAAAUUUCAUUAUUUAACCGGCAUAGAUGUUUAGGGGAAUGGUGGUUAUCCGAACCGAAUAUAGAGAAUUUAAUCAUAUAGUUUUCAACUUCCCUCCCUUAUCUCGUCAACCUGGAGUAUUGGUUCGCCAUUUUGAUGUGAAUUUAAAAGCAUCUUAUUUCGAUGUUGUGGGCACACCAUCUCGGUAUGCCCACAACAUCGCUUUGUCACAAUUCCACAUCUCGCGUAUAAAACAAAUACUAGAUUUAACAAACGAACCUAUAUCAUUUAUAAACAGCGUAAAAAGAUCAGGGCCAAGAUGAGAACCUUGUCAAACUCCUACAAAAGAAGUGUAGUAUAGCAAUAUGUUGAUUUUUUCUUUAAUCCCAAUUAAUUUCUUAUUUUUGUAAUAAUAUUUCGUGUGUAACUUGUUUAUUGGUUAUGCAUUCUUGUUAAUUUAGGGUCACCCGUUAGGAAAGUGUCGAACACUGUAGCGGUUGAAACUCCAAAAGGAAUUCAAUCGAUCGUAUUACAAGUAACCCAAUAUAUGUGUAGAGAGUGAGGUAUUUUUUUAGACAAAUGCUAUCUGAAAUCUUUAAAAAGCGUCGUUGAGUCUUAUAAUCGCCGCAGAUUCUCACUUGACCCGUUGGUUUAACAACGUUGACAGUGGAUGUCGCCCUUUCUACUGGUCUAAUGUUUGGAUCUGUUAAAAUACUCUCUGUAAGUACAGGUUUAGUUCCGGGUUUAAGUGUAUUUCGACCUUAUAAUAAAUUUUUCCACCGAAAAUAUUUUUUUUUUAUGAAGUUGCUUCUUUAGUUAGGUUAGUUAGUCUAGGAAAUACUAUACCACAAAGUUAUUUCCGAGUUGACGAUGGUUUACUGUUUUUGUUCUGUGAUUAACAUUUCUUAAUCUUAUUAAUAAUUGAAGUUAUUGUGGCGUGUUCCACAAGUUCCGCAAUUUCAAAAUCAACAUGAUAGAGAGUGGUAGCAAGUUUGUCAUCAAAGCCGCAGUCGUCUAUUGGCUUAUGUUUAAUGGACUCAUUAUCCUUAUUGCAAUUCCAAAAAUCUAUUAAUGGAGGAUGUUAUAACAAUUAAAUUAUUUUUAAGUACAGUAGAUUUAAUCAUACAUGAAAAUUGGACUUGAAAAAGUAAUCUAAGCUUAUCCAAAAAAUAGGCUGACUAUGAAAAAUGUGAAAAGAGUGUAUAUUUAAUGUUGUUUAUAUAGGUUAUAGGAUAUAAUGGUAAUUAUAUGUAUUUUUAUUAAUAAAAUAAUAUAUCAAUUAAA